Molecule: messenger RNA, 1768 nt
Organism: Erinaceus europaeus (western European hedgehog)
Lineage: Eukaryota; Metazoa; Chordata; Mammalia; Eulipotyphla; Erinaceidae
Gene: CTU2
Product: cytosolic thiouridylase subunit 2
Exons: 15
Coding region: 134-1669 (511 amino acids)
Biological process (GO): tRNA wobble position uridine thiolation
Cellular component (GO): cytosol
Molecular function (GO): sulfurtransferase activity; tRNA binding
Source: RefSeq, a predicted model, not a curated record
GGCGCAUUUGUGAUGUCAAGAGAGCUUCCCUUCCCCCGUGUUGCGCUUCGUGGAUGUGACGCAGCCGUGGUGACGUUCUGAAGGUGCGCCUCACCACUGCUUCUUCGUAAGUUUGCAGCUCGCGGUUUCAGCCAUGUGUCAGGUGGGCGAAGACUAUGGGGAGUCGGCGCCCGAGGGACCCCCACCUCGGCUUAGCCUUGAGCAGAAAUGUGUGAAGUGCAAAGGACUUCCGGUGUUGGUGAUUCGAGCAGGAGAUGCUUUCUGCAGGGACUGUUUCAAAGCAUUUUACAUCCACAAGUUCAGAGCCAUGCUUGGGAAGAACCGACUCAUCUUUCCAGGCGAGAAGGUACUCCUGGCAUGGUCAGGGGGGCCUUCAUCCAGCUCCAUGGUCUGGCAGGUUCUUGAGGGCCUGAGUCAAGAUUCUGCCAAAAGACUCCGCUUUGUGCCUGGGGUGGUCUAUGUCGAUGAGGGGGCAGUCUGUGGCCAGAGCCCGGAGGACCGAGCACACACCCUGGCUGAGGUGAAGCAGAUCCUGCAGACUGUGGGCUUUCCGUGGCAUGUGGUGGCCUUGGAAGAGGUGUUCUGCCUGCCACCAUCAGUGCUACGCUGCUCUGCCCCCAAGCCAGCAGGGGCCCAAGGGGUCUAUAAGGCGGCCGUAGACGGUUUUCUCCAGCAGUGGCACACCCUGGGUGCUGCAGGGGUUGGGGACAGUAGCAGCCCAGCCCUGGGGGAGCAGCAGCUGAGCCAGCCCAGGACCCAGAGCCGAGCAGGGGCACCCACAGCUGCCCAGACUGAGGCUCUUUGCAGACUGUUCGACUCAGUGAGGACACUGACUGCCAAGGAAGAGCUUCUGCAGACCCUGCGCACCCACUUGAUCAUGCAUGUGGCCCGCACCCAUGGCUACUCCAAGGUGAUGACAGGGGAUAGCUGCACUCGCCUGGCCAUCAAGCUCAUGACCAGUCUGGCAUUGGGGAGAGGGGCCUUCCUAGCCUGGGACACGGGCUUCUCUGAUGAACGUCAUGGGGACGUGGUGGUGGUGCGGCCCAUGCGGGACCACACACUGAAGGAGGUUGCCUUCUAUAACCGCCUGUUUGCCGUUCCCUCAGUCUUCACACCGGCCAUUGACACCAAGGCUCCCGAGAAAGCCAGCAUCCACCGGCUGAUGGAGGCCUUCAUGCUGAGGCUGCAGGCCCAGUUCCCCUCCACCAUCAGCACUGUGUACAGGACAAGUGAGAAGCUGCUCAAGGCCCCGAGAGAUGGCUGCGCCCCCAGUGUCCACUGCCUGCUCUGCAUGUGCACUCUGGAUGUGGACACUGCUGAUAGCGCGACAGCUUUUGGAGCUCAAACCUCCCGGCUUUCCCAGAUGGAGCCCCCUGCCCCGCCUGCUGAGGAACCCACAACACCCUGCUGCUCUGGGGGUAUGUGCAGGACCCAGGGGUGCAGCCAAGGGGCUGGGCCCUGCUUCAGGGAGGAUCCCACAGCCCACGUCAUGGAGCAGCUCUGUUACAGCUGCCGUGUGACCAUGAAGGACAUGCCCUCCCUGGACCCCUUGCCGCCUUACAUCCUGGUGGAGGCCCAGACCCGCAGCCAGAGGAGUUUCGACAUGCAGGAGAUCCAGGAGUACCUGCUUGAGGACAGUGACGGAGAGCCAGACAUGAGUGGGAGCUGAGCCAUUACCACAGCUGCUGCCACACUAGCAGGAAAGAGGAAUGGGCAGGUGAAAUGUGAUUGCCCAUUUGUAUAAAUAAAAAUGUCUUUAAUUAGAAAA